CUAACACAACACUCCAGAGCUCAAACACUGAAAAGAGACAAUGAGAGACUGAGAAGAGAAAGUUUAAGAAUGAAUUUCUUCAAGUCAUCUACAUCACAAAAUACAGCAAGACAGUGCUUCUCCUCCCAAGUGUUUUUCUGGGCUGUUGCUGGGGUCUCCAUCCUACUGCUCAGUGCCUGUUUUAUCACUAAAUGUGUUGUAUAUUCAUCUGUCAAACCUGGGAACACUAUGAGGAAUGAACUUCUUCUUCUUUUGAUAACAUAUCGCAUCUUUCAGUCAUGUGAUGAGCAAAAGUUCCCGCCACAAGAGGACUUGAUGGAGUUUUCCUGCUUCAAAAAUGGAUCAGGACCUUCAUUUCUCCCAGAUUCAGUCGAGCAUUGCUGUCCAUGGAAAUGGGUACAUUUUCAAUCCACCUGCUAUUUCUUUUCUACUAACACCUUGACCUGGGCAUUAAGUGCAAAAAACUGUUCAGACAUGGGCGCUCAGCUGGUGGUUAUCAACAGUGUGGAAGAGCAAGAGUUUCUUUACCACACAAAACCUCCAGAGAGAGAGUUUUAUAUUGGAUUGACAGACAGGGUUGUUGAAGAUCAGUGGAAAUGGGUAGAUGGUACACCUUUCACCAAGUCUCUAAGCUUCUGGGAUGCAGGGGAACCCAACAACCUGGCAACUGUCGAGGACUGUGUCACCAUAAGAGACUCCUCAAAUCCAAGGGAAAAUUGGAAUGAUGUACCCUGUUUCUUCAACAUGUUUCGAAUUUGUGAAAUGCCAGAAACAAAAUUUUUGAACAUAAAACUCACUAAGAACAAACGGAAAAAUUUAAAGAAGUAAAUUGAGGAGGAUCAAUAAUUGGAACCCAGAGACCAUCCCCACAGGAGAAAAGAGCGCGUGGGACUUCGUGGGGUCUUCAAAAGUGUCUGACUUUCAUAUAAGGAAAUAAAACUCAGUAGCUUUGACUGUUACCAUGCAUGAUACUCAAUGAAGGGUUCUUUCUGUUCAUCUCGGGACUUCUUAGCUCUCUUCAUUUAUUGCAUAAUACCCUGUCAAUAUGGAUAACGCUAUUUAAGACCUGUAAGGCAUGUGGCACACUUAGAACCAGGUCCGACCAAUGUAAAAGUCAUCCAGAACUUAGCAUGCACACUGAACAUGAACUCUCGUUGAGGUCUGAUAAGAGUUAUGACAUACACACCUGAGU
Molecule: messenger RNA, 1192 nt
Organism: Sorex fumeus (smoky shrew)
Lineage: Eukaryota; Metazoa; Chordata; Mammalia; Eulipotyphla; Soricidae
Gene: CLEC4E
Product: C-type lectin domain family 4 member E
Exons: 7
Coding region: 70-828 (252 amino acids)
Source: RefSeq, a predicted model, not a curated record